Molecule: messenger RNA, 1093 nt
Organism: Manihot esculenta (cassava)
Lineage: Eukaryota; Viridiplantae; Streptophyta; Magnoliopsida; Malpighiales; Euphorbiaceae
Product: succinate dehydrogenase assembly factor 1, mitochondrial
Exons: 2
Coding region: 298-681 (127 amino acids)
Biological process (GO): mitochondrial respiratory chain complex II assembly
Cellular component (GO): mitochondrion
Source: RefSeq, a predicted model, not a curated record
UUAGGUCCAAUUAGGGUUUGUAAUAUUCAAGCUCCACUUUCAAAAGAUCAAGCCCAUUUCUUCGUCUUCCACCUCCAGUUUCUGCAACAGAACUUGGAUUUUCUGUUCAAUCAUUCCAAAAGAAAAAGAGAUUUUCAACGUUAUAGAAGAAUAUAUAAAAGAAAUCAGUUUCGCCGGCGUAUACUCCUUCGCGAUUGAUCUAUCAAUCGAGGUAAGAUUUAUUCUCUUCAAUCUUCUCUUCUCUGACUUGUUUAUGGAGGAGAAGUUUCCUGAUAUGUAUCGAUUUGCGAAGAUGCCAUGGGAGCCUCGAAUGGCCCAAGACUCUCAGGAAUGCAGAAGCAAGUGCUUAGUCUCUACCGAGCAUUUCUGCGAGCUGCUCGUUUGAAAUCCCCUGAAGAUCGCCGACAGAUUGAAUCCAUGGUAUCGGCAGAGUUUCGCCACAACUCCCAGCAUGUAGAUCGCAAGAAUUUCCUCUACAUCGAGUAUUUGCUUCGUCGGGAUAAACCCUACAUGUGGCAUCACAGGUCGGAUAUUUUUGAGUUUGCAUCUAGUUAUGGUAUAAAAAUUGAGUUCUAUUCAGAUAUGGUGAUUUUUGCAGAUAAACCCUACAUGUUUCCACUGAUGAUUCAGUUCCAUCAUUUCGGAAAGACUUGCAGCUUGCUGUGUAUCGAACAACUAUGAUUAUUCCCAUUUUGCAAGGGAACAAAUCUCUUAGACUUUUAACGCAUUAUUAUUUUUUUUCCCAUUUUGAAAAAUAGGCAAAAUAUUGAUAUAUUAAGAGCCUUUUGUAGCAUAAAAUUGAUAGUGGCCACAAAAUAAGUUAGGUUUAGUGUGUGACAUAACAAUUAAAUGAGGAUAUGAUGGUCCACCAGAUAAUUGACAUGCAGAGCAUUUUGGAACUCAGAGUUAAAUGUGAUAUAAGCCUUUACUUCCUUAUCAUGCUAUUCUUGACAUAUCAGUGAGAGGAAUCCAAAAAUGUAAUAAGCAGGAAAAUAACAGAAAAUUUGAAAAUUUGAAAUUUAUAUAUAAAACCCAAUAUUCUUCUUUAACUGUUUUUAUUUUAUAUUUAUUUGAAAAAAAAAAAAGGGAAAGG